Paramacrobiotus metropolitanus is the source of this 2007-nucleotide messenger RNA. RefSeq lists its product as uncharacterized. The coding region runs from base 763 to 1782 and encodes 339 amino acids. The transcript has 6 exons. The record is from RefSeq and is a predicted model, not a curated record. NCBI's taxonomy places the organism in Eukaryota, Metazoa, Tardigrada, Eutardigrada, Parachela, Macrobiotidae.
AUUUUCUUGUUGAAACGACCUUAGUACUCCAGACAACGCGAUCCUGCCCAUUGUGUGACAUUUUUCUGCUCAUCUAACAGAAUUUUCGCGAACAGUCGCUACUUUCGUCACACUGACGCUACAACACCCCACCGGUUUCCGGAACCGUUAAGGUCAUGCGUCACUGUUAAGCCACUGCCCGUUUUCCACGUCGUUCUUCGGUGUUCGUCCAACUAAGGUGUGGCCGAUGCUGGAAUUGUGGUAAGAUCCCCACACAUGAUACCGGCUUUUUAACCACAGAAAUAUAACCUUGAUCACCGCCGCGUAAUCAGCAGCCAGCGAUCAGCAGGCACUACUGUUCGUUGUCAGCGCGACGCUGAAAAACACCGCUUAUCACUGCUGCACAUCGCCUAUGCUGUCAGCGUUAACGUGAAAUUGACUGGCGCGCGUUUCCGUGCAUCCUCGUAGGAAUUCCAGCUUAAAGCGCUGACUGGCUGCAGUGCGUGUGUUUCACUUCGAAGUCUUCGUGAGUCAAAACAGAGUUGUUGUUUGCGUUGUUCGACGGACAUAUUUAUGCCGUGUGGAAGUGGAGCGAACGGUCCAUAGUUUUUGCGUUUUGGUGUUCUUGACUUUAUUUUGCCGGACGUUGAAGGCGCGUUCUGGAUGUAAACAGCGGUUGAACAGAGAUUGCAGUGAUUUGUAUUUUUAAAGUGGAGAUAUUCUCGCGGUGAGACAUUUUGUUGUCAGUCUGGUUUGGUGCGCAACUGAAGGAAAAUUUUCAACAUGGAAUUAAGAAUUGUUCGAUUGUUUCUCUCUUCUGUGUUUCUUGCGGCUUGUGUCCAUGGAGCUUUAUACUACGAAUAUCCCGAAAUCCGGAUGGAGCAGUACUGCGAUCAGACGGUCUACCUAACCUGUCCCGACAGCGACAGUUCCAGCGGACGAGCGGGAAAGCUGCACUUUUGGAUUGUGCCGCUGGAGAACUGCUCGGUCAGUGUACAGACCAGUUACUGCUCGACGCCGCAUGCCGUCUACUUUAACAUACCGCGUUCGGAUUUGGCCAUGGAGGAUUUCCUGGAGGUGUACGAGAAUGUGCAGACCGGCAGCCGCGGUACCCUUAUUAAGCGAAUCCCAGGUGGUUCCAGCCCGCGCAGCCGUGAGCCGAAUUCGGUGGCGCAGCUGUUGACAUCGUACAGCAACAAACAGCGUCUCACCUUCAACCUGUACAUUGAACCGAAAACGGCCCGCAACUACUCGCACGAAGUGGUCUUCGAUUAUACCAUCGUUAAAAAUGUGACCGGACCGAGCGAAACCUACUGCCGCGCCCUGAAAGGUUACAUCCACAGUGACAUCAUCUGCGUGGACAGCAGCGACGACCGGCUGAACUGCCCGGUGGCCUACUAUCCCACCACCGGCAUCUCCAACCGCGCUUUCCGCCAACAGACAUGCAGUUCCAGUACGCGACUGGGUACAACGCGACGAGGCGGCUAUACCGGUUCAUCGUAUACCACUACCGAUGCGCCUAGACGCGACGGCGACCAGACUACGCGCUCGUAUUACGGAUCACCGCAGGAGGCCCAUAUUGACCGGUCGUUCGAUGAGCUGAAAAGCCUGAGCAUAGCGGCCAUCUUCCUGCUGCUCGUUAUCGGCGUUCUGCUCAGCGUCUUCCUGACCAUCUUCAUUAUGCGGCUGGCCGGCAAGCCUCUCCCCUUUAUUGGGCCAUACCGGAGGCCGGUAGGCGGUGACCGUAACGGGGAUUCUAAUCCGCUGUGGGAUCCCAGCGGCAGCACUCCCGACAAAUUCUAAGUUGUUACAUAAAUCUUGUAGUCAGCCUCUUGUCAGCGGUUAUGCUGACCCUGUUUCGUUGCCUUGUUAGAUUGCUGUCUUUCCGUAUUCUGUGUAUUAUCAAGUUGCCAUGUUGAGCCAAGAGGCGAACCUUUCAUGGAAAAAGGGUGCACUGAAUCUGUAUUUUGUUAGUAUUUAAUGUUUAUAUUUCAGUUGCGGGAAUAAACUCACUGCGAACUCACAGAA